This is a messenger RNA of Racocetra fulgida, 297 nucleotides long. NCBI's taxonomy places the organism in Eukaryota, Fungi, Glomeromycota, Glomeromycetes, Diversisporales, Gigasporaceae. The record is from the annotation of a GenBank genome assembly.
AUGACAAAAAUUGCUACAUCAUUUGUAAAUCACUACAAAUUGACUUCACAAAUUAGUUUACCACAGCUUAGUAGUUAUAUUGAAAAGUUGGCUAGUAAACUUUUAAAUAGCAAGACAAAAGAGCAGGCUCAGAAAGCUAGUAUCAGACUAAAAGAUGCUUCCAAGAAUCCUAUCAAAAUUAUUGCUCAGAAUAUUAUAAAAAAUCUCUCACCUAAAAAGAUAAAUGAAAUAGCAUAUAACUUGGCUUCUUCUGCUCCCACUACUGUUGCUGAAAAUUCUCAGCUUAAUUUAUUAUGA